Bactrocera latifrons is the source of this 1768-nucleotide messenger RNA. Its product is annotated as esterase B1-like. Bases 1 to 1704 code for a protein of 567 amino acids. The transcript has 6 exons. Lineage: Eukaryota; Metazoa; Arthropoda; Insecta; Diptera; Tephritidae. The record is from RefSeq and is a predicted model, not a curated record.
AUGCAUUCUAAUGUCGGUUUUUUAGAUAAACUUCGUUGGCGCUUAAACGUGCUUGGAAAUAGAUAUGCUCAAUACCGUUUAAUCACCAACGAGACCGCUGUAAUUGACACCGAAUAUGGCAAAGUGAAAGGCAUCAAGCGGAGAACAAUCUACCAAGUGCCAUAUUAUAGCUUCGAGGGGAUUCCCUAUGCUAAGCCACCUGUGGAUGAGUUACGUUUCAAAGCGCCUGAGCGACCUGAGCCCUGGGAUGGUGUACUCGAUUGUCUAUGCCCAARAGACAGAGCCGUGCAACUGCAUUUAAUAACAAAUAAUGCAGAGGGUUCGGAGGAUUGUCUCUACCUGAAUGUAUAUGCGAAGAAUUUAAAACCAGAUAAACCACAACCCGUUUUGGUUUGGAUACACGGUGGAGGYUUUGUUGUGGGUGAAGCGAACCGUGAUUGGUUUGGACCAGAUUAUUUCAUGGARAAAGAUGUGGUUUUGGUGACAGUGCAAUAUCGGUUGGGCGUUUUCGGUUUUCUUACACUCGCCUCACCGGAGUUGAAUAUACCUGGUAAUGCCGGUUUGAAAGAUCAAGUGUUGGCACUAAAGUGGAUUAAAAAUAAUAUAGCCAACUUUGGUGGCGAUCCAAAUUGCAUAACUUUAUUCGGUGAAAGUGCUGGCGCUGCCUCGGCGCAUUAUCUCAGCAUUACCGAACAAACCAGAGGUCUAUUUCAUCGUGCAAUUUUAAUGUCUGGCGUUGCCAUUGCUUCUUGGGCGCACAAUGGUCAAGAGCGACACGCUUAUCCACUUGCCAAGCUAGCCGGAUUUAAGGGGGAASAUGAUGAACAACAUGUCUUAGAAUAUCUGAAACAAUGCAAAGCUACCGAUUUGGCACAGUUGGAGCCGAAAGUGCUGACCACAGUUGAAUUACAACGAAAAAUAAUGUUUCCCUUUGCACCCUGUAUCGAGCCGUAUGAUACGCCGGACUGUGUAAUUUCAAAAAGUCCACGUGACCUUAUGAGAACAGCAUGGAGUAAUUCAAUGCCUAUACUGGCGGGUCAUACUUCAGCGGAGGGUUUAGUAAUGCUGCCAUUUAUCAAGGAAAUGCCAAUUUGUCUGAAUGAAUUGGAAACCUGUCGUAGCUUCGUACCCUAUGAAGUAGUGGAUGAUGUGGAUAUCGAGGAAAAUGCUGCGAAGCUGAAAAAAAUGCAUGCCGACAGUGCUGAGCUUACAGCUGACGAAUAUAUGGAUAUCAAUGCUUAUUUGCUUUUCUACUUUCCUCUCCAUCGUGUUCUGCUCUCGCGUUUGACUAAUGCCACGUCUGCUCCCACAUAUCUAUACCGCUUCGACUACGACUCGGAAGUAUUACCAUAUCCCUAUCGCAUUUGGCGCUUUGGUCGUGGUGUGAAAGGCGUAUCUCAUGGCGAUGAACUAGCUUAUCUCUUCACACAUGCAAUGGCAAAUGUACUCUCUAAGGAGAGCCCUGAAUAUCGCACAAUACAACGCAUGAUUGGAAUUUGGACGGAAUUUGCAGCAACUGGUAACCCAAAUGACAAAGACGUCCCUGGUAUGGAAUCACUUUCAUGGGAACCCAUUCGUACACCUGAGCCUGCUUACAAGUGUUUGAAUAUUGGUGAGGAGCUAAAAGUGAUAAACUGGCCAGAAAUGGAAAAGGUUAAGGUAUGGGCGUCUACUUUYGAUAGAAAGAAGAACUUAUUGUUUUAAGCAUAGUAUGUGUGGAGGUAAUAAAAUGUAUAAUUAUGGCAAACAAUUUUUUAUAAUCUCCCAA